Molecule: messenger RNA, 1621 nt
Organism: Astyanax mexicanus (Mexican tetra)
Lineage: Eukaryota; Metazoa; Chordata; Actinopteri; Characiformes; Acestrorhamphidae
Product: immunoglobulin kappa light chain-like
Exons: 4
Coding region: 121-1086 (321 amino acids)
Biological process (GO): response to bacterium
Source: RefSeq, a predicted model, not a curated record
UUCGAACUUGUCGUACUUCCUCUAAACACUUCUUUUCAACCAUUCGCGCGUUCCUUCUUGAAAGGCAGUCUUGUGCCUCUGAGAGUCUUCCAAACUAUAAAGAUACAAACAAAAACGAAGAUGAAAACGCUGACCACUGGAUUUAUUUUCUUACUUUUAUUUACAAUUCGUGUUGUCAGAACAGACGCAGAGCGAGAUGGCACUCUGAUGUUUGCUCAGGAAGGACAGAAUGUGACAGUGACUUGUCAUUACCACAGUGAAAUGGCCAUGCACUUCUCCUGGUACAAGCACAAACUCGGCCGGAAGCCUGAACUCGUCUCUACCAUGUACAAAUACGAAAGCAAACCCACGUUUUAUUCUGAAUUCAAGGAUAAGUCUCGGUUUGCAAUGGAUAAUGGGAAAGGUGUAACCCAUCUGAUGAUCAAAGAGUUACAGCGCUCGGACUCGGCCACCUAUUACUGUGGAAGUGCUCAUUCCAACAUCGUGGAGUUUGGGGAGGGAACGGAGCUGAUAGUGAGAGCUCCACAGAUCCGUCGCUUCUCUGUUUUCCACCAGCCUACAGUAUUACAUCCAGUUCAGCCAGGAGAUUCUGUGACUCUGGAGUGUACCAUCUUCACUGAGCACUGUGGAGAAGAUCACAGUGUGUACUGGUUCAGACAUGCAGCCGGAGAAUCUCGUCCAGGAAUCAUCUUCACUCAUGGAGACUCCAGCAGUCAGUGUACGAGGAGUUCUGAGACUGUUUCUCCUACACAGAGCUGUAUCUACAAACUCCCCAAGAACAACCUCAGCCUCUCUGAUGCUGGAACUUACUACUGUGCUGUAGCUGCAUGUGGAGAGAUACUGUAUGGGAACGGAUCCAGACUGGAUAUUAUGAACAAUAGAGGUGGUGACUGCUCCGAGCACAUGCACGUCUUGAUCCUUCUUUCUAUCGUGCGCAGUGCAGUUCUCUUGUGUGGUGCUGCUGUGAUUAUUAUCUAUUUUUGUACCAAUCAAAGAGCUAGUAUGAUAAGAUCAUCUCCAUCAUUGCAUUCUAGAAAAUCUACAGAGAAAAUUCCAAGUCAUUCUGUAGAAAAGACUCAUUUGUAAGUUUAGUUUGUUCAAGGUGUGGCUUAUUUUUACUUUGUUUCUUGUGUUACUGUGUCUUACUGUUUCUGUUCUGGAGUGUAGCCAGUGUAAGUCUCAAUAAAAUCCAGGAAAACUGAAACAUCUUAUUUUUCUCUCAUUUUAUUCUCUAGCUUUAUAUUGAGAAACACUGAAGCGUAUUUAUCAAAUUGAUACAGUGGUAUGAAAAAGUUUGAUCACCCCAGAUAAUUUUUAUGACUUUCCUUUAUAAAUCUUUGGUUGUUUGGAUCAGCAUUUUCAGGUUACCGGCUGAUAAUGGCACUCGUAGAACGCCUCUCAGCCAAUCAAAAUGCAGGGUCGGAACUAACUGUGCUAUAAUGAUACUUCAGUUAGCACCACUAAUAUAAAUAUAAUUGCAUUUUACAUUUCUUACAUGAUUUUUUUUUUCAUUUAAAUAUCCACUAUAAAAAAAAUUGAGUCUUAAGAAGAACAAGUGCGAGUAAUCGCAGUUAAUUGGAUUAUUUUUUUUAUCGAUUUACACCACUUAAAUAAGUAAUAA